CGUGAAAUGAAACGUUAAAGUGAAUGUACCCAUCAGCAAAUGAAUGACAAAUUAAAAAGUUUUAUUUUUCUUAGAUUGGUACGAGAUUUUAUUGAUUGUUUUCUUUCAAGAUUUUCGGCCAGACGGCGACUGAAACUGCAAGUUACUGUGAUAUAUUUAUUUUCAUUAAUUAAAUAUUCUUAUUAAACCAAUUAAAUGAGCACGGAUAUCAAGUUAUGUCUAUAAGUAAUGGAAGGUACAGAACUGGGUGGCGACCAGCAAUUCUGUUUGAGAUGGAACAAUUUUCAAGCAAAUAUAACUUCUCAAUUCGAGGCGCUGCGCGAUGAUGAGGAUUUCGUGGAUGUCACUCUGGCGUGCGAGGGACACAGGCUCGAGGCUCAUAAAGUGGUUCUCUCUGCGUGUAGUCCAUAUUUCAAGGAACUAUUCAAAAACAACCCAUGUCCUCAUCCGAUAAUAUUCAUGCGCGACUGCGAGGUCUCCCAUAUACGCGCACUUUUACAGUUCAUGUAUGUGGGCCAGGUGAACAUCGCGCAGGCGCAGCUUAGUGCUUUCCUGCGCACCGCCGACGCACUCCAGAUACGAGGUCUCACCGACUGCUCACAACACAAUGACAAAAAAACAAACAGAAAAUCACCUCCAUCCCAAUUACGGAAUUUACUUAGCGCCAAACCGUCACAUUCUACCUCCUCCUCCAAAGCCGCAAGCCAAAACGUAGAGACCUCCCCCGUCGACGACCUCGACAAGAGCGCGAACCGCCGAUCCGAGAGAAAUUCUCCCGACGUUGCUAGAAAUAAUCUCAGCGAAGAAGCUUCCUUUCAAACUUCUAGUCAAACGAGGCCUAAUAACGACGACUUUAACCAAACUUGCACCUACCCCACUCUGAGGGUGAAAACUGAUCUCGAAGCGACUGAAUUCAAAAAUGAGGAGAACGACGCCGUCAUGGACCCGGGGGACGCGGACCGGGAGGAGAAGAUCGAGGACUUCAGCGCCACGGACCUACUGGAGCCCAAGAUGGAGGUCAUGGAGCAGGAGGCCAGUGACGAGGAGCGCUCCAACUUCCAGCAGAUGUUCUUCAACGAGAACAACGCCGUCGCGAACCCCUUCGCAGCUCUACCAGGUAACAUGGAUCUCAUGGCCGGCGUCAACCCGGAGCUCCGCGACGUCAACGCCGAAGGUGCGAGCCGGUGGGACGGACGGCGCAACCGGCCCGUGCCGGACGCCGUGUGGCUGGAGCAGCACCGGCGCGCGCUGCCCUUCGUCCUGAAGCGGGACAACGAGCGGGGAGGCCCGGCGCCCAGACUGAUAAAACUAGGCGAAGGAGUGGAGAUACGCGAGGAGCUGCUGCGUGGUGUGAAAUGGGGCGACUACCGCAAGGUGACUCGGGGGCUGGCGGCCGCGCUGUUCACGCCGAUAGAGCUCGCCACCUGCUCCGUCACCGGCCAGCGGUGGUCCCGGGCCGGGCAGGAGUCCAGACCGACAAAACCGCCGCUCGAUAGACGCAGAGUCCACGCGCUGAUAUCGUACGUAAGCAGACAUUUCCCCGACGUGGAAGUGUCGCGCAUCAAGCAGGUGCUCGCGUACAAGUGCAAGGAGAACUGCGCCGCGCUACGGAUGAGGACGGCCAGGUAA
This is a messenger RNA of Aricia agestis (brown argus), 1629 nucleotides long. RefSeq names its product protein tramtrack, alpha isoform-like. Bases 229 to 1629 code for a protein of 466 amino acids. NCBI's taxonomy places the organism in Eukaryota, Metazoa, Arthropoda, Insecta, Lepidoptera, Lycaenidae. Gene Ontology annotation, biological process: regulation of transcription by RNA polymerase II. The transcript is spliced from 7 exons. The record is from RefSeq and is a predicted model, not a curated record. Gene Ontology annotation, molecular function: DNA binding; protein binding. Gene Ontology annotation, cellular component: nucleus.